Sphenostylis stenocarpa is the source of this 2223-nucleotide messenger RNA. The record is from the annotation of a GenBank genome assembly. NCBI's taxonomy places the organism in Eukaryota, Viridiplantae, Streptophyta, Magnoliopsida, Fabales, Fabaceae.
AUGGCUGAAACCGAAAAUGAUAUAGUGAAUGAGGACACGGAAAAUACAAGCAAGCGUUUGUUCAAACAUUGCAUGAAAGGUGAGUGGAGGGAAGUAAUGGAAACGUACCGAAAAGAAAAGAAGGCACACACCACCAGAAUAACGAGGACAGGAGACACUGCAAUGCAUGUCGCCGUCAUCGACGGCCAAUACCACGUCGUGAACGAACUGGUGAAGCUGAUUCGCCGCUCGGAAGAAGGUCAUCGUAAAAAGGCACUGAGUAUUCAGAACGAGAGGAAGAACACGAUCUUGCACCUCGCGGCUUCGAUGGAGAGCGUGAAAAUGUGUGAGUGCAUUGCUUCCGCUGAGGCUUCGUUGUUGGGUAUGCGCAACGUUGAUGGGGAGACCCCUCUCUUUCUGGCUGCUCUGCAUGGCAAAAAAGAAGUUUUCCUUUCCCUUCACAAUCUCUCUAACACUGACCGGAAGGCUCACGACUACUAUUCCAAUUGUAGAAGAACUGAUGGUGAUACCAUUCUUCAUUCUGCCAUUGCCGGAGAUUAUUUAGGUCUCGUAAACUCAAAGAACGAGAUUGGGUUAACUCCUCUUCAUCUCCUUGCAAAUAAGCCUUCUGUUUUCAAGAGUGGUUGCCACUUGGGACGGUUUGAAGCAAUUGUAUAUCAUGAGCUGAAAGUAACACCCUGGCAUGAGCUGCAAGGUCCAACAACCGAUAAAGAAAAGAACAGUUACCCGGAAAAUUACGAGACAUGUAUGGAGCUUUUGAGGGUCACACAAAAGUUCAUCUCAAUUGUUACCCACCCUUUGACACAAUUUCUACGUAAAAGGUUGCGACGUAAUGUUGGAACUGAAAGAGACCUUGAAGAAUCAAAAUCUCCAGGAUCUGAAACCAGCUAUUGGUCACAUCAUCCAUUAUAUCCUGACAAUUACAAAAGCUGUGCAGAUUUAUUCAAGUUUGUAUUUAUGAUAAUGUCUAUUAUCUUUGGAACAGGGUCAGCAAACAUAAAGAAGAUACGUCGGAUGAAGGAAAAAAACCUGUGGUCUGCUCAAAUAAUGGAUGAACUUCUGAAGCGAACUAUCAUGUAUGAGUAUGAUGACGAUGGCAGCAAACCCAUUCACAAAUUGGAGAACAAACAUGAACAAACACAGCCUUAUAGUGUAGAUGAAGGGGGUAAUGUUACUAUGGCCAGUAUAGUAGAAGAGCACAAAAAUCUCAUCACCAAAGGAGAACCCAAGCAACAAAAGAAUGGUGGUGAGAAAGAUGAAAAGACUAACAAAAGAGAAAGGGUGUGCGAGACACCUAUAUUAAUAGCUGCAAAGAACGGUGUGACAGAAUUGGUAGAGAAAAUCAUGGAAGCGUUUCCUGUAGCUAUUCAUGAUAUAGAUGCCAAUAAGAAAAAUAUAGUGCUAUUGGCAGUAGAGAACAGGCAUACCUGCUUAUAUAACUUGUUGCUCAAGAAGAAGCAUCUGAAGGAAACUAUAUUCGGGAGAGUGGAUAAGGAAGGAAACAGUGCAUUGCACUUGGCAGCCAAGCUUGGAGACUAUAAUAAACCUUGGUUCAUUCCUGGUGAAGCGCUGCAAAUGAAUUGGGAAAUCAAGUGGUACCUGUUUGUCAAGGAAUCGAUGUCUCCCCAUUUCUUUAGUCGAUACAACAAUGAAAACAAGACACCAACAGAUAUCUUCAGCGAGACUCACGGGGACCUUGUCAAGAGUGGUGGAGAAUGGCUGAAAAAAACCUCUGAAUCUUGCUCCUUGGUAGCAGCACUGAUAGCCACAACCACUGUCCCCGGCGACUUUUCCACAGCCACCACUGUCCCCGGCGACUUCAAAAAUGAAACCGGCACCCCAACCCUUGAAAACAGGCCAGAAUUUAAAGCCUUUGCCAUCUCAUCUCUCAUUGCUCUUUGCUGUUCUGUCACCUCACUGGUGCUUUUCCUCUCAAUACUCACAUCUCGGUAUCAAGAGAGUGAUUUCGGUAGGCAUCUUCCCAGAAAGCUUAUCCUGGGUUUGACAUCGUUGUUCAUGUCCAUCACCUCUAUGAUGGUCUGUUUCUCUACUGCUCAUUUCUUCAUCCUAAAGGAUAAAAAAUCUGUUACAUUCCCUCUUUAUGCCGUGACAUGCUUGCCGGUGACACUUUUUGGCUUGGCUCAAUUUCCACUCUACAUCGAUCUCAUAUGGGCAACUUUUAAGAAAUUCCCACAGCGUGCUUACAAAAAAACUCUACAAUAG